Messenger RNA from Scatophagus argus, 2721 nucleotides. RefSeq names its product RAD51 paralog D (gene rad51d). The record is from RefSeq and is a predicted model, not a curated record. The transcript is spliced from 11 exons. Gene Ontology annotation, cellular component: replication fork; Rad51B-Rad51C-Rad51D-XRCC2 complex; centrosome. Gene Ontology annotation, biological process: double-strand break repair via homologous recombination; telomere maintenance; reciprocal meiotic recombination. Bases 318 to 1319 code for a protein of 333 amino acids. NCBI's taxonomy places the organism in Eukaryota, Metazoa, Chordata, Actinopteri, Scatophagidae. Gene Ontology annotation, molecular function: ATP binding; single-stranded DNA binding; ATP-dependent DNA damage sensor activity.
UUCGCAUAAUGAACAACAUAGCGGCGAGUGCGUGACAUAUCAGUGGUACUGCUGCCGCGUCAGUGGAGCAAGUCGAAAAAGUUUUACGGAAGAGUUAGUUUGUCGUAAGUAAACACUGAUAGGUUUUUUAAAAUCGUCAUUAACGUUAGAAGGAACCUUAAGUCACUCAAAAUGUCUUCAGCGGACGCACAGGCUGAAAAGUUAGCGAUGUAUUAGCCGCUAAAGCUAAAAUCAGCUGUAGGUUAGCUAGCGGCGUCAGUAAAGGUACCGGUAAGCUAGUUUCCCCACUUAAAGUUGCAAUCAACAAUACAAAAACAAUGGUGGUCCUGAGAGAAGGAAUGUGUCCCGGACUGGGUGAGGAUUUAGUGCGCGACCUGCGUGCCGCGGACAUUAAAACAGUGGAGGACCUGGUCUCAUCUGACAUUGAGGAACUUGCUCAGAAAUGCUCUGUAUCUUAUAAGGCUCUGUUUGCCAUCCGUCGAGUGCUGCUGGCCCAGCACACAGCUUUCCCCGUGUCAGGCGCUGAUCUGUAUGAAGAACUAUUGAGCUCAACAGCCAUUAUCUCCACUGGAAAUCCCAGCUUAGAUAAACUGCUGGAUUCAGGCUUGUAUACUGGAGAGAUAACAGAGCUGUCAGGAGGCCCAGGAAGUGGCAAAUCUCAGGUGUGCUUUGGUGUCGCAGUGCAAAUUUCUCACCAUUUGAAGCAGAGUGUAAUAUUUAUCGAUACGACAGGAGGGCUGACAGCCAGACGCUUGCUUCAGAUGCUACAAGCCGAAACAAGUAAUACGGAAGAGCAGAUGGAAGCUCUUCAGAGAAUCCAUAUCUUCCGUUUGUUCGACAUCUUUUCUUUACUUGACUGUCUGUAUGGUCUCCGCAGUGGCAGGCUUCAGCAGGCGUCUGUUGGCGGUGGCUCUGUCAAGGCAGUGAUCGUGGACUCGGUGUCAGCCGUUAUCGCUCCUCUACUGGGAGGCAAACAAAAUGAAGGCAUGUCCUUGAUGAUACAAGUGGCAGGAGUUCUUAAGACGAUGGCAAAGGACUUCAAUGUAGCUGCUUUGGUUACAAACCAUGUUACAAGGAGCGACAGCGGGGAGGUGCAGCCCGGCCUCGGCGUGUCGUGGAGUCACAUCCCCAGAACCAGAGUCCUGCUGGAGCGAGUAGAGAAGGCCGUGGCCGUCAGCCGGUCCAGUCUGCGCUCCGCCACGCUCAUCAAGUCUUCCAGACAGCCCUGUCACAUCAAAGAGGAGUUUGACUUGCAGUGGUGGAGUCGCUCAGGAGGAGGAUCGUCGGGAAAGAGAAAACUGGAUGAGACGGAUCCCUGAUGAGAGCAAACUGUGAGCCUCCUAAACGACUCAUCAAAGGGAGGUACGACGCGCCUCUUGCGGAUACAUUCCCAGAUCCAGCUGGGUGAGACUCUCUGGGCCUGGCUGUCCUCUUCAGGUUCAGCCAGCGUGUGUGUGGCUAAGGCGGCAUCGUAGUCCGGCACGAGGUCUCCGUCGUACGCCACAAAGUACCGCCUCAGUUUGUCAAAGUCCUGCACGGAGUCUGGCAGGAAAAGCUUCACACCACUGAAGAUGUCCAGCAGCGUCUGCGGGAAAGAUUCAAACGGUGAGCGGAGCAAAGACCCUCCAGUGAUGUAAAGUUCUGCUCAGGCUGCAUGGCCUUCGCCUGUUAGAAAACUCCUGCAGGAAAUCAUGCUUGUUUAUACAACUGGCUGUAGAAUGUGGCUUUCAAGGGCUGCAACGAAUUAUUUUAUUAACUGAUUAACAUUUAGAUGUUUUUUUUUUUCCCUAACUGAUAAUUUAUUCUGACAUGUUUGGAUUUAAAAAUACUCAUUAUUACUCAAUAUUCUCAAUUGUAAUGUUAGGAAAAUCAAGUAACUUUUCAUUUUAAUGAGGAUGCAUUUAACCUGAUUAACCAAUCAGUUAUUCGCAUUUAUGAACUUAUCAGUCAGUUGGCUCAUUAUUUCAAUACUACAGUGUUUUUCCACAAAAACGUUGGUUUUAUUUUCACAAGUCUGACCAUUAGUUCUACCAGUGCUGGUUUGGGUCUGAUUAUAUUGGACAAAGUAACUGCUGAGAUUGUGAAAUUGUGAAAUGAACAAACUGUCUGAUCAUCAGACUCCUCUCGACUUGGACUUGUUUGUUCUCUAAAACUUUGUCACCGUAUCUCAGAAGUUCCUUCAACAUUAGCUGAUAGGAGUGAUGGCCAGAGCUACAACAAUAAGCUGGUAGAAAGAGGUUUUAAAUAACUGUAAGAACUUUUGAAUAUUUUUACUUUUCUCCUCAAAUCACUUCUAUAAAGCAACAUUAACCCACCCGAACACGUGGGAGCCGAAAAUCCUCUCGUCUUUGUGCUACGGUUUCUGUUUGCUCACGCCUAAAUGAAGAGAGAAGCCGUUGCUGACCCACCUUGUCGUUCUUCGGCUCCAUUGGUUGAACGGUUGGCUUUGCUUUGGUUUGUCCAUUGCUGUGGACGCUUUCACUCUUCUUCACCUGGGAGGAAACAGAAGGUUCAGUCGUUACUCAGACCGUCCGUCUGCUGUCAGGUGAAUGUGCUGUGCUGUGCUGUGCUGUGCAGUGCGAUACCUUCUUGGCACUGGGGGCUUCUGAUCCAGGAGUGCGAGGCUGGGAUUUCCCCGCCUUUGGUUUGGGUGGGGUUCCGACGUCUGUGAAGUGAACGCAUGUUUUUGAUGAUGUGUCAAAUAAAGUAGCAUUUGCAGCA